UCCCUUCCAAAAGGACAACAAAAGAGCAGAGGCAAGCAAUCAACACAAAAUGAAAGGAUUUUGCCAUGCUUUAAACAAUGAAGGCUUAAACAGCAGGUCUGCUCUACAACACGGCAGGAAUCUUGGGCGACAUCAAAACCAGACAACAGCAACAUCAACGGCAUCUGUCACUGCAUCUAAACAGCAUAAAAAACUCAGGAGUCACUGCUAUCAGUCCGUAGACAAUGUGCACAUGCGAAUCUUUGAAGAUAUUCCAAAUGAUAUGCCCCAGCUGUAUGUUUCGAUGAAAGGCAAAACCUAUGAGCGUUGGAAAUACGAUGGCGAUGAUGAUGAUGUUGAUGACUAUGUCGAAGGUGAUGAGAUGAUGUGUGACCCAUCAGCUACAUGGCUGAUGACAGAUGAUUGCCAGGUUAGCCAUCAUAACGGUAGACAAGAGCUAAGGCGAAAAAUGCAAAACAGCACUGCCAAAACCUGUUUGGCCAAAACUAUGCUCCAGAAUUCCACAACAACAACAACAAGCGAUGAGUGUGUAAGGACAAGACAUCGAGCGCCAACUACGCCAAACGGGCAAACGAAAAAUCUUCAAGUUCCUCGAAAUAGUCAUCGAUUGCAUAACCAGCGAAGUGGAGAGCUUCAGCAUAGCCUGCAGCUUGAUGAAAUUAAUUUAGUAAAUCCCUUGCUAAAGCCAACGACUAUAAACAAAAUCGCUAGCUCAAGCUCUCAACUCAAAGAGGAAUUCGCCAAAACAACGACCACACCAACAGUGGAGCAGGAAUUCUUUCCACUUAACUCAACGACACACAUUGGACACUCUACCCACCAGCUAAGCCAUGAGCAACAGAAGCAGCAGCUACACCAUGCAGAGAGCUGCCACUUUGGUAGACCAAAUCAAAGCCAUUACCAAUGCCAACAUCUACACCUACACCAUCAGCAACAGCAAAAGUAUUAUAAAAACCACACCUCCGCCCCAGCAGAAUUGGUGAGAAGAUUUCUUAAAACAAUUACAGCGUUAGUUGUAGCUGUUGUUACUGCCAGCGCCAGCAACCGAGUCAGCGACAAUGCCACUAGCAAUAACCACAAAAGAAUCAACAUCACCACUAACAACACCUGGCCAACUGGCGACAAGAAAAACUCCACACCGACCAGCUUCAGACACACCACACCCAGCCCAACAAUGCCAGCGUAUUUCGCCCGUCCCCUCGUCUACACAUCAACAAAGCUAUCGUCGGUUUGUUGUCUCUCCUUGUUUGUUGUCAUCAUGCUGUUAAUGUAUUCCUGUCCCCCAACGCAUGCGUUACGCUUGUCCAGUGGCGCCAGCAAAUCAUCGGCAGCGAAUAAGGAACAACUCUAUAUUGGACUCAUUGCCCCGCAUACGAAUUUCGGCAAGCGUGAAUAUCUGCGGGCCAUUCACACAGCCGUGAGUGGUCUGAAUAAGACACGUGGUGCGAAAUUAACAUUUUUCAAAGAUUAUCAAUUUGAGCCGCGCAAUAUACGCUUUGACAUGAUGUCCUUAACGCCAAGUCCAACGGCCAUUCUAAGCACAUUAUGCAAAGAAUUCCUGCAAUUCAAUGUCUCUGCGAUACUCUAUAUGAUGAACAAUGAGCAAUUUGGACAUAGCACAGCAUCGGCACAGUAUUUCCUACAAUUGGCCGGCUAUCUGGGUAUACCGGUGAUAUCAUGGAAUGCGGACAACUCAGGCCUGGAGCGGCGUGCCUCGCAGUCGACACUUCAACUUCAGUUAGCUCCAAGUAUAGAACAUCAAAGUGCCGCUAUGUUGAGCAUAUUAGAACGUUACAAAUGGCACCAAUUCUCGGUUGUCACCUCGCAGAUCGCGGGCCAUGAUGACUUUGUUCAGGCAGUGCGAGAGCGAGUCGCCGAAAUGCAGGACCAUUUCAAAUUCACCAUCCUCAAUGCGAUUGUUGUAACGCGCACUAGUGACUUGAUGGAACUUGUUAAUAGCGAGGCAAGAGUUAUGCUCCUCUAUGCCACGCAAAGUGAAGCAAUCACUAUUCUUAGAGCUGCUGAAGAGCUGAAGUUAACCGGAGAGAACUAUGUGUGGGUGGUCAGUCAAUCGGUCAUAGAGAAGAAGGAUGCACAUGCCCAAUUUCCCGUUGGCAUGUUGGGUGUACACUUCGAUACCAGCAGUGCAGCGCUGAUGAAUGAAAUCUCCAAUGCCAUUAAAAUUUAUGGCUAUGGCGUGGAAGCGUAUAAUUCGGAUCCAGCGAAUAAUGGCAAGAAACUAAAUACCCAAGCACUGUCCUGUGAGGAUGAGGGUCGUGGGCGUUGGGACAAUGGAGAAUCAUUUUUCAAAUACCUGCGAAAUGUCUCUAUAGAGGGUGACCUUAACAAGCCUAAUAUCGAAUUUACCGCCGAUGGCGAUUUAAAAUCAGCCGAGUUGAAAAUUAUGAAUCUACGUCCAAGUGCAAAUAACAAAAAUUUAGUAUGGGAAGAGAUUGGCGUUUGGAAAUCAUGGGAAGGCCAAAAACUAGACAUACGCGAUAUUGCCUGGCCGGGUAAUUCUCAUGCUCCACCGCAGGGUGUACCCGAAAAAUUCCAUUUAAAAAUCACAUUUCUCGAAGAGGCACCCUAUAUCAAUCUAUCACCUGCUGACCCAGUUAGUGGCAAAUGUCUCAUGGAUCGUGGUGUUCUAUGUCGUGUGGCAGCCGACCAUGAAAUGGCUGACAUCGAUGUGGGCCAGGCACACCGCAACGAGUCCUUCUAUCAAUGCUGUAGCGGCUUCUGCAUCGAUCUUCUCGAGAAGUUUGCCGAGGAACUGGGUUUUACAUACGAACUUGUACGGGUCGAAGAUGGAAAAUGGGGUACCCUCGAGAAUGGUAAAUGGAAUGGUGUCAUUGCCGAUUUGGUCAAUCGCAAGACGGACAUGGUCCUCACCUCGCUCAUGAUCAAUACGGAACGUGAGGCGGUUGUGGACUUUAGCGAGCCCUUCAUGGAGACUGGAAUUGCUAUAGUGGUGGCCAAACGUACGGGUAUUAUAUCGCCAACAGCUUUUUUAGAACCUUUUGAUACGGCCUCAUGGAUGUUGGUUGGCAUUGUUGCCAUACAAGCGGCCACAUUCAUGAUCUUCCUAUUCGAAUGGCUCUCACCAAGUGGCUAUGAUAUGAAAUUGUAUCUGCAAAAUACCAACGUUACACCCUAUAGGUUCUCGCUAUUCCGCACCUAUUGGUUAGUCUGGGCCGUUCUCUUCCAGGCAGCCGUGCAUGUAGAUUCACCGCGUGGUUUUACCUCGCGUUUUAUGACAAACGUUUGGGCACUCUUUGCUGUCGUCUUUUUGGCCAUCUACACUGCCAACUUGGCCGCCUUCAUGAUAACGAGAGAGGAGUUCCAUGAGUUUACCGGCUUGAACGAUAGCCGUUUAGUGCAUCCGUAUUCGCAUAAACCAUCUUUUAAAUAUGGCACAAUUCCUUACAGCCAUACGGAUUCCACCAUCAACAAGUAUUACAAGGACAUGCACUACUACAUGAGACAAUAUAACAAAUCAAGCGUUUCUGAUGGAGUGGCUGCUGUCCUAAAUGGAAACUUGGAUGCUUUUAUUUAUGAUGGCACUGUUUUGGAUUAUCUGGUGGCCCAAGAUGAGGACUGUCGUCUGAUGACUGUUGGUAGUUGGUAUGCCAUGACAGGUUAUGGCCUGGCCUUCAGUCGUAAUUCGAAAUAUGUUCAAAUGUUUAACAAACGUCUGUUGGAAUUUCGUGCAAAUGGUGAUUUGGAACGUCUUAGACGCUAUUGGAUGACGGGGACAUGUCGUCCGGGCAAACAGGAACAUAAAUCAUCGGACCCCUUGGCUUUGGAGCAAUUCUUGUCAGCAUUUCUGUUGUUAAUGGCGGGUAUUUUAUUGGCUGCCUUGUUGCUGUUGUUGGAACAUGUGUACUUCAAGUACAUACGCAAACGUAUUGCGAAAAAGGAUGGUGGCCAUUGUUGUGCUUUGAUCUCCUUGUCCAUGGGCAAAUCGUUGACAUUUCGUGGUGCAGUGUAUGAGGCGACAGAGAUACUCAAGAAGCAUCGUUGCAACGAUCCCAUUUGUGAUACCCAUCUGUGGAAGGUGAAACAUGAGUUGGAUAUGACACGUCUAAGGGUGCGUCAACUGGAGAAGACAAUGGACAAGCAUGGUAUUAAACCACCGCAAUUAAGACUAGCCUCGUCAUCUGAUUUACUCAAUCAUCAUCAUCUAAAGGAACGACCACCCUUGAUGGGCAAUCUGAGUCUGGCGGCCAGUGCACAAGAUCUAUACAGGUGGUCAUACAAAACGGAAAUAGCGGAAAUGGAAACGGUUCUGUAAGAAGACGUAGAACAAAGUCAACAACCGGAACCACCACAACCAGACCCACACAACAAAAAGCACAAGAAAUGUUGUAAAACAACAGCCAUAACAACAACAACAACAAGGUAUUUUUUGCAGUAGCCAUAGCUUCCUCUACAAUAACUUCAACCACAAAAAUACGAAAAAAGGAAACGAGCUCAAACUUUUUUUGAUUUUUUUUUUUUUUUGAUAUUUGUAAAAAUUAAAAGAAAAGUUCUUUGAAUCAUAAAACCGUUUGAGUUUUGAAUUGAGUUUUUUUUUUUUGAUUUGGUGGCAAACUGCUGCGGCAGCCUAUUGCCUGUAAUGUAAAUUGUCCUUUGCCAGCACCACAUUCUGCUAGAAGAAGAGAAUUAAACAAGAAAACAAGAAUCCCAAACAUUCUGUGUGCCAUAUUUGUAAGUUAACAAUGAAUGUAAGAAGAAACCAAAGUAAAAUAAAAAAAAACAGAAUCCUACAAAAAGGAAAUCAAAUAAGCAUAGAAAUUAAGAAAUAAGAGUAUUAAAUGAAACCACAUAAAUGACAGUGGAUCGAAGGAGAGGUUGACAUUGUCGA
Stomoxys calcitrans (stable fly) is the source of this 4867-nucleotide messenger RNA. RefSeq names its product glutamate receptor ionotropic, NMDA 2C (gene Nmdar2). The coding region runs from base 50 to 4294 and encodes 1414 amino acids. The transcript has 9 exons. The record is from RefSeq and is a predicted model, not a curated record. Gene Ontology annotation, molecular function: NMDA glutamate receptor activity; transmitter-gated monoatomic ion channel activity involved in regulation of postsynaptic membrane potential. Gene Ontology annotation, cellular component: postsynaptic membrane; plasma membrane. Lineage: Eukaryota; Metazoa; Arthropoda; Insecta; Diptera; Muscidae. Gene Ontology annotation, biological process: monoatomic ion transport; modulation of chemical synaptic transmission; synaptic transmission, glutamatergic.